This is a messenger RNA of Aspergillus wentii DTO 134E9, 1374 nucleotides long. RefSeq names its product 25S rRNA (uracil2843-N3)-methyltransferase. Lineage: Eukaryota; Fungi; Ascomycota; Eurotiomycetes; Eurotiales; Aspergillaceae. The coding region runs from base 1 to 1374 and encodes 457 amino acids. The record is from RefSeq and is a predicted model, not a curated record. The transcript has a single exon.
AUGGCACCACCAAAAUCCAGCGGUCCAAAAAAGGGCCCCUCAAACACCAAAAAACAAGCACCAGCCAAAGACAAGAAACAGCCCACCAAACGCCAACUCCCCAGCAGUAAUAACACAAAUAAAACCCACAACCAACGAGACAGAGACACCAAAAAAGACCAACAACAAGAUGAUGCCUCUCAAAUCAACCUCUCAUCCACAAUCCCUACAACACUGCAACAACUCCUCCUAAACGUCUUCAAAUCAGCCUUACUCUCUCACAGCCCAGGAACAGCCAGCACCGCCCACCAGGAAGAACAGCUGGAUAUCAAGCCGCUCAUCCAAACGAUCAAGUCGCAUCUGUAUAACCGUGACUUUGACUCUGCGUUUACAGAUGCGAAUGAGGAGUUGUUGAGGGCGUAUGCGUUGCGGUGGAGUGCGACGAGGGCGCUGGGCUAUGCGGGGAUCUUCAAGGGGGUGUUGAGGGCGUUGCCUUUUUUUGGGACUGGUUCUUACUCUAACUCUGACUCUGCAAAGGGGCAAGAUGGAAGGAUUGUGUGUAUUGGGGGAGGGGCGGGAGCUGAGAUUGUGGCUCUUGCGGGUGUUUGGAGGGAGUUGGUGGAUGGGAUGAAGUUGAGUCAGAGUGUGGAUGGAUUGGGGGAGGGCGUUGGGGCUGUUUCUUUGAAUGAUGAUGAAUCUAAAGAGGAGAAGACUACAGCAAAGAAACAAGCUCAGAUCCCCAAUCUCGCUGUCACGGCCGUUGAUAUUGCAGAUUGGUCGAGUGUCGUGGAUAGACUGUCGACCACCAUCCAGUCGCCGGCUGUGACAGGUACCAGGAGCCAUCCGGCACCGUUAAUCCCGCAGAAGAGUGAAGAAGACGAUUCAACGAAGAAAAACAGUGCCGGGUUCACGGUUGAUUUUAACCGCUCGGAUAUCCUCACACUUCCCGAUGAUGAGUUGAAGGGUCUAUUACUCCACCAGAACAUGUCGACCGUCAUGGUUACGCUGAUGUUUACACUGAAUGAGUUAUUUUCGACAUCAAUGGCUAAGACGACGGGAUUCCUACUCCGCAUGACUGAUCUCCUUCAGCCAGGCACUGUGCUUCUCGUGGUUGACAGUCCGGGAAGUUAUUCGACGUUGAAACUUGGGAAGGCUAAAGAGGCAGCAUCAGCGGAGGAGGGAGCCGAAUCUAAGCCUCAGGAGAGAAGCUACCCCAUGAAGUUCUUACUCGAUCAUACGCUUCUAUCUGUUGCGGCAGGGAAGUGGGAUCGGAUCUAUUCUCAGGAUUCGCGGUGGUGGCGGAGAGAUGCGGCCAAGUUGGGAUAUGAAGUGGGUGAAGGAGCUGGUUUGGAGGAUAUGAGGUUUCAGGUUCAUAUAUACCGUCGGUUGGCUUGA